This is a messenger RNA of Fonsecaea multimorphosa CBS 102226, 345 nucleotides long. RefSeq lists its product as uncharacterized. The coding region runs from base 1 to 345 and encodes 114 amino acids. The transcript has a single exon. NCBI's taxonomy places the organism in Eukaryota, Fungi, Ascomycota, Eurotiomycetes, Chaetothyriales, Herpotrichiellaceae. The record is from RefSeq and is a predicted model, not a curated record.
AUGUGCGCAAUCCACGACGGCGGCACCGCUGGAAGCCGCAAGCUAAGCAAAGACGUAUGGCGCAACGGCACGUUUGCCGAGGACGCGCACUUCCCGCUUGAGAACUUGAUCCCGCUCAACGAGGAUCGCCUCUGUAAGCAGCUCUGGUACAGCGCCGCGGAUUUGGCUUAUCUGAGUCAGUUGCUGGUGCCGUACGGCGGCUUCAGGGACAUCGGACUCGAGCCGGGCGAGACUGUAAUAGUAUAUCCCGCUACCGGAGCAUUCGGCGGCGCUGGAGUGGCCGUCGCGGUCGCUAUGGGCGCACGAGUCAUCGCCAUGGGACGGCAUGCCGAGUGCGGAGACUAA